AUGACGAUGACGCUGUUGAAUGCCGUCUGCAGUUUCCUGGUUCUGUGUGUGUUGGUAGAAAACUCGGCGGAAGACUGUGCGAAGUGCAAUGCCAACUGUCCAACUGGCGACUGCAUGGCGAAUGAUGUCUCACAGAAGAGUGUGUGUAGCGAGGUAGUUGGCGAAGCCGCGCUCGCCAAUCAGUGCCAGUGGUGGGGCAACGGACUGGGCAGAAAUACGGAUUAUGAAGUUCUCAAAGGCCGCAUCAUAGCCUACAAGAUCCAGUGGUUCAGUGGCUCCUGGUCUGGCUGGUUCGUGCCGGAAUACAACGACAUUGACUGCAAGUUUAACGUUCAGCAGACUUGCAACGGCAAACAGGUCUGUCCGAACUCUCUGAGGAGGAUGUGGUCUUACUUCUACGACCACUCUCAUACUUAUAUCAUUUGCCGCUGA
Helobdella robusta is the source of this 432-nucleotide messenger RNA. RefSeq lists its product as hypothetical. The record is from RefSeq and is a predicted model, not a curated record. The coding region runs from base 1 to 432 and encodes 143 amino acids. The transcript is spliced from 2 exons. NCBI's taxonomy places the organism in Eukaryota, Metazoa, Annelida, Clitellata, Rhynchobdellida, Glossiphoniidae.